Molecule: messenger RNA, 918 nt
Organism: Caenorhabditis auriculariae
Lineage: Eukaryota; Metazoa; Nematoda; Chromadorea; Rhabditida; Rhabditidae
Source: the annotation of a GenBank genome assembly
AUGUUGGCGAAAAAUGCAGCGAAAAAGAACGGUCUUGAUGUGGAUUCUGUAGCGACACGAGCUCCUCUGAAGCCCUGCAUAGAUCCGGAGUUCGAGCACCUGGCUCCUUUCAUGCGAAGUGCGGAGCCAGAGACGAAAAGCUCAUCUAUUUACGACGAGGUUGACCCACGGACCAUCCUCGACUUUUACGGAGACGAACUUCCCACCAAGGUCGUUUUUUAAACGUCUUUUUUUCAUGUUUUCUUUUUAUUUUUUCAAAAAAAAAGUGUUUUAUUUCAUAUUUUGGCGGGAAAUUUCUCAUAUAAGAAAAACAUACAAACGCGUUCAAAGUUUGAACUUUUAAACUUUUUUUUUCAAUUUUUUUUUGAGGUUUUUAUCUAAUUUUUUCAAGUAUUGUGACUACCGAGAUCAUAUAGCUAAUAAUAGGUUUCCAAUCCUCAAUCUUCGUUGAAAGAUACAACAAGCCUUUCCACUGUAAAUUACUUUUAGUUGAAAACCUUCAAGAAAGAUGUUUUGAAGUAUAAAAAAUAUUUUGAAAAUUUUUGAAUGAUAUCCAACUUUGUUUUUUCUUUCCACAAGUACUUCUGAAUUUCUCGAUAUCCAUCUGAGUUUUUGAAUAUUUCGAAGCUAGUUUUUCUUUCAGAAGUUUAGUGAGUUUCUUUUUCAAAUUCAUUAGAUUAAACAUUCACGCACUUCUGAUUUUUCCUAGCCGCUCUUGAAAAAAAUUAAAGUACAGGGUUCAAAACAAUUUUCAGGUAAAGGUUUUUCGUUCUGAGUUUCUUGAGAAGAAUAAAGGAUUUUUUAAUUUUUUUAUCUAUCUGUAAUUUUCAGGUGGAAGCUUGGAACGUGGGACCGGCGACCUUCACACCGCGUUUCAAUUCGACGGAAAUGAGGACGAGGGUUCAAUCUUCGGAAUAA